Messenger RNA from Ogataea parapolymorpha DL-1, 981 nucleotides. RefSeq names its product CTP-dependent diacylglycerol kinase 1. NCBI's taxonomy places the organism in Eukaryota, Fungi, Ascomycota, Pichiomycetes, Pichiales, Pichiaceae. Gene Ontology annotation, molecular function: ATP-dependent diacylglycerol kinase activity. Bases 1 to 981 code for a protein of 326 amino acids. Gene Ontology annotation, biological process: phosphatidic acid biosynthetic process. The transcript has a single exon. Gene Ontology annotation, cellular component: endoplasmic reticulum membrane. The record is from RefSeq and is a predicted model, not a curated record.
AUGGUUAAAUCGGCAAAUGAAAGAGCCGUGCCUUCCGUGGUUGUGGAUCAGGUAGAUAGCUCUUAUAAUGAAGAAGAUGACCCAGAUUACACAUCAAAUGGAGCAUCGGAAACUUUUGAUGAAGAGGAAGGUGAUACGGAAUUAGAGUCCGAAGUAAGUGACACAAACCCGGGAGAUCUUUCUUCUAUAUCCUCGGACUUUGAGAACAUGGAUAAGAAACCCAUCAAACAGUUCUAUCCGGUGCAGGAUUCCCAGUACCAAAGCACCGCAGACAUACUUUUGGAAACUCACAAACGUUUCAAGAACCUCAUACACAAACACGAGGUGCCGCGCAAAUUAUUUCACGUCUCCAUCGGAUUCAUUACACUCUAUUUAUACACUAUCAAUGUCCAGACUCCAAUGUUGAUCAAACCACUAGUGACGGGAUUUCUAUCAGUGCUAUCACUCGAUCUUUUGCGGUUUAGAUCACAAACAUUCAACCGACUAUACUGCAGUGCGGUCGGCUUUUUGAUGAGAGAUAAGGAAAUUAAUACUUACAAUGGCACCUUGUGGUAUCUACUUGGGUUGAGCCUAGUUUUCCAAACGCAAAAGAAGGAUAUCGCUGUCAUGGCGGUUCUGCUCCUAAGUUGGUCAGACACUGCUGCCUCUACGUUCGGUCGUCUAUACGGUCACUUGACACCUAAAAUCACCAAGUCUAAAUCCCUUGCCGGAUCAAUUGCAGCAUUCAUUACAGGUGUCGGAUCGUCGUACUUGUUCUACGGAUAUUUCGUGCCAGCAUACCCUGAGGUCAACUAUUACUCCGAGUUCGCAUGGGAGCCCUCAAAGAGCUAUCUGAGCCUACAUACCCUUUCAUUUUUGUGCGGAUUGGUUGCAUCGGUCAGCGAAGCUCUUACUAUAUUCAACUGGGACGACAACUUCACCAUUCCGGUGUUUUGCAGUGGUUUCCUAUGGGCGGUUCUCAAGUUUUCUGCUAGAGACUAA